Tachysurus fulvidraco (yellow catfish) is the source of this 1914-nucleotide messenger RNA. RefSeq names its product protein NLRC3-like. The record is from RefSeq and is a predicted model, not a curated record. Lineage: Eukaryota; Metazoa; Chordata; Actinopteri; Siluriformes; Bagridae. Bases 1 to 1899 code for a protein of 632 amino acids. The transcript is spliced from 4 exons.
AUGGAGACUCAUCACUUCUACACAGCAGAGGAAACACCAAUCAAAUGCAAUGACAUCUUUAAGCCUUUAUCUGAACAAGACAAACCCAUCAGAACUGUGCUGACAAAUACAUCAUCUAAACAAGACAAACCCAUCAGAACUGUGCUGACAAAGGGAGUCGCUGGCAUCGGAAAAACCGUCUCUGUGCAGAAGUUCAUUGUGGACUGGGCUGAAGGGAAAGUAAAUCAGGACGUCCACCUCAUAUUUCCACUUCCUUUCAGAGAGCUGAACUUGAUGAAGGACCAGAAACUGAGUCUGAUGGAGCUCCUUCAUGUGUUUUUUAAGGAAACAAAAGAAACAGAAAUGUCCAGUGUGGAAAAGGUUCUGUUCAUUUUUGACGGAUUGGACGAGUGUCGUUUUCCUCUAGAUUUCCAGAACACAGUGAGAGUGUGUGAUGUAACUGAACCAGCAUCAGUGCCUGUGCUGCUGAUAAAUCUGAUCAAAGGGAAUCUGCUUCCCUCUGCUCUCAUCUGGAUCACCUCCAGACCUGCAGCAGCUGAUCAAAUCCCCUCUGAGUGUGUGGAUCGAGUCACAGAGGUACGAGGGUUCAAUGACCCACAGAAGGAGGAGUACUUCAGGAAGAGGAUCAGUGAUCAGAGCCUGGCCAAUAACAUCAUCACACACCUGAAGUCAUUAAGAAGCCUCUACAUCAUGUGUCACAUCCCAGUCUUCUGCUGGAUUACAGCCACUGUUCUAGAGAGAAUGUUGGGUGAAGCAGAGAGUGGAGAGAUCCCCAAGACUCUGACUCAAAUGUACACACACUUCCUCAUCAUUCAGACAAACAUCAUCAGAGAAAAAUACUCAAAGAAGCAGGAGAGUGAUGAAGAAAUGCUUCUUAAACUGGGACAACUGGCUUUUCAGCAGCUGGAGAAAGGGAACCUGAUCUUCUAUGAUGGAGACCUGAGAGAGUGUGGUAUUGAUGUGACAGAAGCAGCAGUGUACUCAGGUGUGUGUACUCAGAUCUUCAGAGAGGAGUUUGGGCUUCACCACAGUAAAGUGUACUGCUUUGUUCAUCUGAGCAUUCAGGAGCAUCUCGCAGCUCUGUAUGUGCACCUGACCUUCAUGAAGGAGAAGAGAAAUGUUCUGAUACAGAAUCAGGGUUAUAACAGGUGGAUGGACCUGACCUUCAUGAAGGAGAAGAGAAAUGUUCUGAUACAGAAACAGGGUUAUAACAGGUGGAUGAAAGAAAACACAAUCUCAGAUGUACACAUCAGUGCUGUAGAUCAGGCUUUACACAGUAAGACUGGACAUCUGGAUCUUUUCCUUCGCUUUCUUCUGGGUCUCUCACUGGAGUCCAAUCAGAAACUCUUACAUGUUUUAGUAACACAGACAGGAAGUAACCCUCAGAGCACACAGGAAACAGUUCAGUACAUUAAGAAGAAGAUCAGUAAAAAUCUUCCUACAGAGAAAUCCAUCACUCUGUUCCACUGUCUGAAUGAACUGGGUGAUGAUUCUCUAGUGGAGGAAAUCCAACACUACCUGAAGUCUGGAAAACAAAGUGAACUUUCUUCUUCCCAGCUUUCUGCUCUGGUGUUUGUGUUACUGACAUCAGCACAGGAGCUGGAUGAAUUCGACAUGAGUAAAUAUUUCAGUACAGAUAAGAUAACAGACUAUGUUGUUGGGAAGAUGAUGCCUGUGAUUACAGCAUCCAGUAAAGCAAUUAUCAGCUGUGAUUCACUUGGAGUAAAAAAUUGGUCACCUCUGUUCUCAGCGCUCAGAUCAGAAACCUCCAAACUGAGAGAACUUCAUCUGACUGUGAAAACACUGGAUCUGUAUGGAUAUAAACUACGAGACUCAGAAGUGAAGAUUCUCUGUGCUGGACUGGAGCAUCCUCACUGUAAAGUGGAGACACUGAGGUAAGAUCAUCUCUCUGAG